Pelobates fuscus (common spadefoot toad) is the source of this 1089-nucleotide messenger RNA. It is a transcript of the gene XPA, whose product is annotated as XPA, DNA damage recognition and repair factor. NCBI's taxonomy places the organism in Eukaryota, Metazoa, Chordata, Amphibia, Anura, Pelobatidae. Gene Ontology annotation, cellular component: nucleotide-excision repair factor 1 complex. Gene Ontology annotation, biological process: nucleotide-excision repair involved in interstrand cross-link repair; UV-damage excision repair; base-excision repair. The transcript is spliced from 7 exons. The record is from RefSeq and is a predicted model, not a curated record. Bases 225 to 1022 code for a protein of 265 amino acids. Gene Ontology annotation, molecular function: damaged DNA binding.
CCUGCGAGCAGAGAGGCCCUUCGCUGAGUGUGAUUCCAAACACUGGCUGACUGCUGAUGUCUAUGGGCUAGUGGGGCUCCCUGUGUGAGGGUCCGGGCCAGGGGGUCACGGGGCAUCCAGACUGGGAGGAGGCGGCGGCCGCCUGAAACCACAGGAUUGUGCGGACAUAUUAUCACCGUCAACUUUUGUGAUCCUGCUUCCUCUGUUGCUUGGUCGUAUUAAAGAUGGAAUCAGAGCCAGUGUCAGAUGCUCCCAAGGAGGAGCAAAAAAUACUUCCUGCAGCUGUCCGUGCAAAGAUAGAGCGGAAUCGACAGAGGGCUUUGAUGCUGAGACAGGCCCGGCUGGCCAGCAGACCAUACCCUAUUAGUGGCGAGACUGCCUGUGUAAAGAUUCCUGCAAAGGUGAUUGACUCCGGAGGAGGAUUUUUUAUAGAAGAGGAAGAGGUUGCGCAGAAAUCAGUAGAAAAAGUUGUUCAUCAACCAGGUCCUGUUCUUGAGACUGAUUAUCUAAAUUGUGAGGAAUGUGCCAAAGAAUUCAUGGAUUCUUAUUUGAGCAAUAAUUUUGAUCUUUCUGUAUGCGAUAACUGCAGAGACAGCGAAGAAAAACACAAACUUGUGACACGAACUGAAGCAAAACAGGAAUACCUCCUUAAAGAUUGUGAUAUUGAUAAGCGAGAACCUGUCCUGAAAUACGUUUUGAGAAAAAACCCUCACAAUUCUCAUUGGGGUGACAUGAAACUUUACCUAAAAACACAGAUUGUUAAACGUUCUUUAGAGGUAUGGGGUUCAGAAGAAGCUAUUGAAGAAGCUAAAGAAACAAGGAAGGACAACAGAGACAAAAUGAAACAGAAGAAAUUUGAUAAAAAGGUUAAAGAACUGCGCCAUGCUGUCCGAAGUAGUUUAUGGAAAAAAGACAUUGGUGGGCACCAGCACGACUAUGGUCCGGAAGAACACAUAGAAGAAGAUAUGUACAAAAAGACAUGCAAGACAUGUGGGCAUGAACUAAAUUAUGAGAAAAUGUGAGCAUUUAAAAUGGUGGUGGGGGGAGAUUUUUUUUAAUCUUUGUAAUAAAAUAUGUAACUGCAAGUAA